AUGGGCCCGGCCAAGGAACUCAAGCGCAAGGCUACAGACGAGCCCAGCACACCGUCGGAUAGCAAGAGAGUCAAGAAGUCGUCUACAGACCCCCCUGAAGAGCAAGGCGUACACCGGAUACCUUUCCCAGAGAGACCCGCAGUAAUUGAAGAACGAAAUGGCGAGAUCGAAUUCCGAGUCGUCAAUAAUGACAAUAAACGCGAAAGCUUGAUCAUCCUCACAGGCCUGAAGUGCAUCUUUCAGAAACAGCUUCCCAAGAUGCCCAAGGACUACAUAGCGCGCCUGGUCUACGACCGCACGCAUUUAUCGAUCGCGAUUGUCAAGAAACCUUUGGAAGUUGUAGGAGGAAUCACAUAUCGACCAUUUCACAAGCAGCAGUUUGCAGAGAUCGUAUUCUGCGCCAUAUCCUCGGAUCAACAAGUCAAAGGUUAUGGAGCACAUCUGAUGUCGCAUUUAAAGGACUAUGUCAGAGCCACAUCGAAAGUCAUGCACUUCCUCACCUAUGCCGAUAACUACGCUAUCGGAUACUUCAAGAAGCAGGGAUUUACAAAGGAUAUUACGUUGGAGAAGGAGAAGUGGAUGGGAUAUAUCAAGGAUUAUGAGGGUGGAACAAUCAUGCAGUGUUCUAUGCUUCCACGGGUACGAUAUCUGGAGAUGGGUCGUAUGCUACUCAAGCAGAAAGAAGCAGUCCAUGCCAAAAUCAGAGCAUUCAGCAAAAGCCAUGUUGUCCAUCAACCUCCCAAGGAAUGGAAAACUGCUGUGGGGAAGAUCGACCCCAUGUCCAUCCCUGCAAUUCGCGAGUCUGGCUGGUCGCCCGAUAUGGACGAACUAGCUAGACAACCUCGCCACGGCCCCAACUACAACCAACUCCUCCAUCUCCUGAACGACAUGCAAAAUCAUGCUUCGGCAUGGCCAUUCAAUCAUCCUGUCAACUCGGAAGAAGUCCAUGAUUACUAUGAGGUCAUCAAGGAGCCUAUGGAUCUCAGUACCAUGGAACGGAAACUUGAGGCGGACAACUAUGCUACGCCAGAGGAGUUCAUUAAGGAUGCUAAGCUGGUGUUUGACAAUUGUCGAAAGUACAAUAAUGAGACGACACCGUAUGCCAAGAGUGCGAAUAAGUUGGAGAAGUUCAUGUGGCAGCAAAUCAAGGCGAUUCCAGAGUGGUCUCAUCUGGAGCCGUAG
Molecule: messenger RNA, 1182 nt
Organism: Cadophora gregata
Lineage: Eukaryota; Fungi; Ascomycota; Leotiomycetes; Helotiales; Ploettnerulaceae
Gene: GCN5
Product: histone acetyltransferase
Exons: 1
Coding region: 1-1182 (393 amino acids)
Biological process (GO): positive regulation of transcription by RNA polymerase II; chromatin remodeling
Cellular component (GO): histone acetyltransferase complex
Molecular function (GO): histone H3 acetyltransferase activity; protein binding
Source: RefSeq, a predicted model, not a curated record